AUAGUACGUGUAAGUUCUAGUUCGCUAAGAAAUGACAAUAGGUUGUAAAACGUGUGCAUAUUCAGGAUAAAGUAAUUUUUAUAAUACUAUGAAUAAAUAAAGCUGUCAUAAAAUAAAAUAUGGAUUUAGAUACUGAGAAAGUAAUAAAUCUUGUAUUUCCUGAAGGAAUACCAGAACCAUGGAAGGAAAAUUCAGACUUUGGUCAAUAUCUGUCAAAACUUGGUGGAUUUGAUGUUGAUCAAUUAACAAAAGAACCUGAUCAUUUAUUAGAUGAAAGAAAGUCAGUAUUAGAAACUACUCAAGAAUUGGUAUUUGGAAAUUAUAAAACUUUUAUACAAACUGCAGAGAGUUCUAGAGAAAUAUUUAAGGAGUUUAAUGAGACCGAAAUACGUCUCGAUAGGCUGGUGCAAAAAAUUCCAGAAUUUGUGGAAAAGUGCCAAACAUUUUGUGAUACUUCUAAAGAUAUCAGUACACGUAGAAGAAUAAAUAGUUUAACUUUAACGAGAAAUGCUGAAUUACUCGAGGUAUUAGAGAUGCCACAAUUAAUGGAAUCUUGUUUAAGAAGUAAUCAAUAUAAUGAAGCAUUAGAACUUUCUCAAUAUGCACGCCAGUUAGGGGCUAAGCAUGGUGAUAUUCCAAUUAUAGCAUCUAUAGUAGCAGAAAUUGAAAGUAGUUGGUCUGGAAUGGUUGGACAAGUUGUUGGAUCACUUAGAGGAGAUUUGCCGCUUCCAAGAUGUUUGCAACUAGUAGGACUUUUACGUUCCAUGGAUGCUUUUACAGAACCUGAGCUUCGUAUAAAAUUUCUUCAAGCACGCGAUAGUUGGUUGCAAAGUCUUUUGAAUGCUAUUCCAAAAGAAGAUUCUAAUCUUCAUAUAACGAAGACUAUAGAGUUAUCUAGGAUACAUUUGUUUAAUAUUAUAACUCAAUAUAGGGCUAUGUUCAACGAUGAUGAACUAAUAAUGCCUGGUAGAGAUCCAAAUGUAAAUGAAUCGGCUAUAUUUUAUCAUUGGUUAGAUGAAAAGAUAACACAGUUCCUUACAACAUUAGAACAAGAUUUACCAGGUGUAACAUCUAUAGAUUCCAUUUUGGGUCAAUGUACAUAUUUUGGUUUAUCGUUUGGAAGAGUAGGUGCUGAUUUUACAGGACGAAUGUCUGAUAUAUUUGCAAGAGUAAUAGGAGACAGAUUUGAAUUAGCUAUUAGAAGAACAACAAGAAAAUUUGAAAAAGAUAUGGAGACAUUUACAUUAAUUAAUAAACCACAAAGAAAUGAUAUUAAGUCUGAAACUGCAGUUAAAUCUGAAAUUCCACCAGAACAACUUGUAGAAUUUUAUCCAUUAGCUGAAUAUUGUAAUGGAUUACUUUCUGCAUUUAACGAACUCAGAUUAUGUGCACCAGUUGCAGUGUCCACUAUGUGCACUAAACUUUUACAAGAAUCACUCCAUUCUGUAGCUAAAGCGAUGUUAAUUUUUUAUAAACAAGAACAACAGGCGUUUGCUACUAUAGAGCGAGAUAAUAUGAUUAAAUUUGCAGAAUGCUUAAGCGAAUAUUUAAUUCCUUACGUACAGUAUUGUAUACAUGCUAUCUUUCCAUCAAAUCAAGUGUCAAUGCAUUUAGGAAUUUCAGAAAUCGUACUACAGCAAGAGGGCAUUACAUAUUUGGAUUAUAAAAGUAUAUUAGAGCCCAUACUGUUUUUACUACCACCUACUGCAAGUUUAAAAGCUUCUAUUGUAUCUAAACUACCUUUGCCUACUGCGCAAAAUAUUUUAAGCCCUGAUAAAAUUUCUACAAAUUCUGAAAAUUCAAUGGAAAAAAUUGUUACUACGUCAAUCCAAAAGAUAGAAAUAACUGAAACUAAGGAAAUAAUAGAGAAUAAUGUCAAAGAAGAAAAAUGUAACAUAAAAAAUGAAGAAUCUACCGAAGGAGAUAUUAAACAAAUUUCAACGCAAUCAACAGAAAACAUUUUGACAUCUAUAAAUCCUGAUAGUUCUAAAUCAGAAUAAAUCAUUGUAAAUUUAAGAAAGAAGUGAAUUAUGUGCUAUUUUGUGCUUAAAUGAUAUAAAUGAAAUAAAUCACAUUUUUAUUUAUA
Molecule: messenger RNA, 2086 nt
Organism: Vespa crabro (European hornet)
Lineage: Eukaryota; Metazoa; Arthropoda; Insecta; Hymenoptera; Vespidae
Gene: Cog8
Product: conserved oligomeric Golgi complex subunit 8
Exons: 10
Coding region: 120-2000 (626 amino acids)
Biological process (GO): intra-Golgi vesicle-mediated transport
Cellular component (GO): COG complex
Source: RefSeq, a predicted model, not a curated record